AUGAAGCACUUUCCUGCUUUUACCAAGAAUAAGCCAAUAAAGGAUGCACGCAGGCAAUCAAUUAAUAAUAAGGAUUUGGCUAAAGAGCUUAGGCAGAUAUGCUAUGACUCCAGCAAAUUCAAAGAUAAUUUGAAAAUUAAAAGGAAAAGUACUAUAUUUAAGUGGGAUAUCAAAAAGCCAUUAGUGAAAGCACCUGAGGCAUUCAGAAAAAGCCUUCCCGAGAAUUUAUCAACUGGGGACCUUGACGGAUGGCCUUCCAUAACUAUGCUUAAUGCUAAGUCUGAUUUUGUAAUGGACUUGUGCAAGCAAGAGAAUAUCAUGGAUACUAUAUUCAAGACACAAGGAACGCCCAGAACAAACUUUGAAAUUCCUCAACUGCAAAAGAAUAAGUGGUUGGUUAGUUCUAAAAACCUGCUAAAAUCAAAAGCUGCAGUAGAGAAGUAAGGAAGUUGAGGCUAUUUACUCUAAACUUCUUCAGAGAGAAAACCUUCGCAGUUAUUAUCAGCCUAGCCAGGCUGAGGUUUCUACCCUAGAAAAUGACCUUAAAGUUCUUAUUUUGAAAUACAGGAAUAUCACCAGGGAAUACCUAAUUACUGCAAGAGAACUUCUUGAUAAAGAGCAGUAUGAGACUUGCAUUAUGAAGAUACAUUCGAUAAUAGAGAUUUCUCUCACAGCCUCUGACCUUGAUUCAUUGAAGAAAGCUCAUUUUUUAGCAGGCUGUGUCUUUGUAGACAAAGGGAAUCCCCGAGAAGCUCUCCUACAUUAUCAAUACUUGCGAAACAUAGUUGAAGCAACUAAAGAUAAUAUUCUUAAAUGCCAUGUUUAUACUGAAAUGGGCCUUUGAUACCAACACUUGAAGGAGUAUAAAUAAAGCAGUGAGAUGUUUCAAGAAGCUACUUGAAACAUCAUGGAAAAUGGAAGACAAAUUCCAAGAAGCAAGAGCUUUUGACUACCUCGGCGUACAAUACUUCUACCUUGGUAACAUUGAAAAGUCUAAGUACUAUCAUUCAAGAUGGCUAAAUGGAAGUUAUGAGCCAAAUACUUCGAAUAUUCGGAAGGUAUACUCAAGUAUAUCUAAGCGAAAAUUCAAUUACCCAAUUACUAAAGAAAGCAAGUUAUAUUUUGAGCUCGAAAGUGUAGAAAGCUUAUACUCAGAUCCAUCUUUUAUAAAGCUCAGGACUAUUAUCUUAGAGACUCCUUUACUCUAUACAAAUACAUUAAAGAAAACAGGGACUAACAAGAUACUACCAAGCGUAAUGAAAUCCCCAAGAGCUAGAAAGAAGGAAGCAGCUGGAAAGGCUUCUGGUUUAUUCAGAAAGCUUUCUUUGAUAACGAAGUUUGUAAAACACGAGAAGUACAAACCAGUUGAGAAGAUUUAUAGAGAAGCUGUUCUUAACAAGAAAGCUCCACUGAUCCGGCAACAAACACCUAUUUCUCAGAUAAAUGAUAAGGAUUUACCUUCUCCUAGAGGGAAGACUGCUCUUGAGCUGAAGAAUGAAGAGAAAGAGCAUCAAAUCACAGUUGAUUUCUUCAAGAAGCACUAUAAGCCUAUAAAUUUUAACAAGAUCUUGGGUGGAGAUUUUGUAAGCCUAUCUAACAAGAAGACAAAGAAGGAGAAGGUAUUCAAAAAUCCUAAGAAGUCCGAGGUCUCUCUAAAUGAAAUCUCUAAGUCAAUUAAGAUCGAGAAUAUUAUCAGCAAAGCUAAAGGGAAAGCUAAAAAUACUGAUAGUGGGAUUACUAUUAGUCAUCUGAGUCCGGUCAGAGGAAUCAGAGGGGACCUAACUCAGGUCACACCUUGUGAGUCAGACCAAAGCACCAAAAAGCAUACUAAGAGUAUAAUGAGAAGAUAUACUUCAAUGUUUCUACUCUAA
This is a messenger RNA of Moneuplotes crassus, 1871 nucleotides long. The record is from the annotation of a GenBank genome assembly. Lineage: Eukaryota; Ciliophora; Spirotrichea; Euplotida; Euplotidae.